UGACUCGCCCCAUGCGAAUACUUUCGAUAGGUAACGGGUACAUGGGUACACAUUUAACUAUCGCCCAUCUUCAGGGUGUAGGCUUAAAGUUAGACAUGAGCGAUAACAAUUAUCGUUUUGGUUUUGGCAAAGAUAAAAUUGAAAUAAAUAAGUUAAAACACGAUGGCCUGUGGCGAUUGAAUCUAAAUAACAAUAACAAUCUUGUGGCGUGCAACUCAACGCAUAAUUACAGCAGCACCGAUGGCGAGGAGCAGGCAAAGCUGCAAAGGACUAUGGCAAAAACGAAACAGAAACAGACAACAGCAGCAGCUGCCACAGCAACAACAACAGCAACAGCAACAACAAUGCCAAUACCAACAGCUACAACAACACCAACAGCGGCGGCGGCGGCAGCGGCAGCAACAACGAUAGGCGCUUUUGCUGUGACGCCCACUUGUGUCGCACACAUCGAGGACGAGGGCGGAGGAGGAUGCGUCGGCGCUGCAGCGGAUGCCGAUGACGGCGACUGCGCUGCUGCUGCAGCUGGCGCAGGCCUAGACACCAGUGAUAAGCUGAACGGCAUCGGCAUAGGUGCUGCCUACACGCUGACUGCGCUGCCCGAACUCGAUUGUGACUUGGCUGCUGCAGCGGCUGCAGCUGCCUCCGCACUCUCGCCCACCGAUGCGGCCAUUGGCGGCCUCAGCUCCAGUCGCACCUCCACUGAGAACCUGAGCUAUGCCAGCGACAAUUACUAUGCCGACGAUCUCAUAUUGCUGGACGACGAUGAGGACGACGUGGAGGCCGAGGAGAUAUCGCUCAACUCGGAUGACUGCGUCUAUGCGUAUCGCGGUGAUGCCGCUGACUUCGACAUGGCGGCGCUGGAUGCCAGCACUGGCCGUGGCGGACGCAAUUUGGAAUUUGGUCUGGUGCGUGAUGAUGAGACCGAUUUUCUUGAAAUGGAUUUCGAGCCGGAUCCAUCUUCGGAGCUGGAGUUUGCGGCCAAUGCACAGGAGGCAGCUGCAGCAGCGGCUGCAGGCCAUGCCAAUCUGCUGCUCAUGCAGCGCGAUUAUAGUCAGCUACAGAGCGGUCGGCACAUGGUGACGCCCACCCAGCCGCGCCAGCUAUACAGUUCACCAAUUGAGGAGCUAUCAUUGCCGCCGCCACAGGAGGCACUGCAGCGCUUGAGCAAGAAAUUCGCCCGCAUAAGCCUCAAUCUGGAUCAGAUCAAGGCCGAUGCGGACGCUGGCUCCGAUGGGGAUGCGGAUGAGCUACUCUGCGGCAGCAAGGAUGAUGAGGAUUUUGUGGAUGCGACCGCUAAAACAGAGGCAAAUACGUUGGCACACUCUCUGCCCAGCACACUCGUCUACAGCAACUUCAGUCGCAGCACUAGCGUGCCCAGCGAGCAUACCCAUGCAGCUGAGGAGACUUCGUGCAACUCCAAGUUGACGGGUGCCAAGCCCAAGCGUCUAAGCACGCUCUCCAACUCCUCAUCUUUAGUGUCGGCCUCGAAAAGCUGCGCUUCCUCUUCAAAGUCGCGCCGCUCGCAGCCCAGCUAUGAUGAGCGAUGCUAUAGCUGCACAGAUUUUCGUGCCGUCUCCGCCCAGCAACAACAGCAGCAGCAGCAACAGGAUGUGGCGCCCAUGCUGGUGGCAGCGGCGGCCGUCGUCGCGGCCAGCGCGGCCAUGGCCAGCAAUUCGACAAAAUUUGAUUUGGGCAGCGGCGAGGAAACCUGCCUCGACUGCCUGGAGAAGGAGUUUUUGGCCAAUACCAUUGGCAAGGCCCUCGAUCUGAGCAGCUGCGCCAAGUGCCGGCGACGCGGCGGCGGACGUGGCAGCAGUCUCUCGCUCUAUACACGCGCCGAGCAGACGCGCUGUCGCAGCGGCUCCCCGGGCUAUUUGGAUGAAUUUGGCGGCCUUUUCAGCUGGCACAAUACGGCCGGCGACAUGGGUCAUUACAACCAAAGGUUUAUUUCGUGUGAUAAUAAUUUCGGCGGCAUGCAGCUGCUCAAGCAAAGCUUUUCGACUGAACCGCUGGUGGCGCGCCUGUCCACGGCGCAUCUGAGUGAGGAGCAUCUGGUGCAGGCGCUGGACAAACUUCACAUUUCCUACAACGCACCUCUGUUGCAUGCCUACUUUGAGCAGCCGCCCCAGGACAUCACCGGUGGCAACCUGAAGCAGCUGCUGUUGCAUGCCUCCAAGCAGCAGUGCAACCAUCGCAAGCUCAAGAAGCUGAUCGAACUCGUCACGCAGCAGCAGCCGCAUCAACAGCAGCUGAAUGUCCAAUUCAAGCGGGCUAACACUGGCCACGUGGCACUGGUCGCAGUCAAGGUGACUGAUAUUUUGGCUGCCUGGCAACGGCAUCGGGAUCUCUAUGUGCUGCGGCAAUUGGAUGCGCGCUUUCAUCGCGCCAAUGUGCUGGGCAAAAUUGGACACAUUGUGCGUCAGGCACAACAGCAGCAGCAGCAGCCGGCGGUAGCAGCAACCACAUCUGCAUCGGCUGCGGCAUCUACUUCAAUCUCAUCCAUGCGACUCGCGCUGCCCGAAUUCAUAAUGAUACCACAGUAUUAUGCUUGUGGAGAAUUGACAUUGACGCGCAAAUGUUAGGAGCCGCCACACACAACACACACACACACCACAUCAAAGGUUUAUGCGUAGCUGCGUUUUGUUAAAUUUCAAAUUGAGAUUCCCUAAAUGCAACGCUGCACGUGAUGUAGGUCUGUUCUGGUUUUUGUUUCAGGCAAAAACUGUUUAAACUGAUGACAUGAGCUAAUUCCAACAUAAUUGAAUAUUUUAUGUAUAUUCAUUGUUAUUUUUUUAAUACUUAGCGCAUGAUAUUAGCUAGCUGUUAGGCACAUAGAAUCAUAUCAUCAUUUUGUUCCAUUUUAUGUAACUGCAAAGUUAUUAAUUUUUUUUUUAUAUAUAUGCCAUGGUAACACAUGUGUUUUGAAGCACAACAUAAUAUUAGAUAGCUGUUAGCUGUUAGAAUUGAUCCUUUUGUUUUUUAUAUAUGCCAACAAAUGAUCGAAUUUGAAUGUAUUACUUUUGAAAAUCUUUCCAAUACCUUUAUCUAGUCCUGAACACAAAAAAUCUAUAUGAAUUAAGUUUGUUUAUACUCGAAACAAGAGCUUAUAAUCUUUUAAUUUAGAGAGCAAUUGUCGUCAGUUUAAAAAGUUAUAAAUUCCAAAUUGAGAACAUUUGUGGAUAUUCAUCUAAAUGUGAUCAAUUUUGAGAAAUUAUAGAAUUGGAAUGAAAAACCCGAACAGACCGGAUUUUGUUGUAAUUGCAUUUGAAUGCCAGUGCUGCCUAUUUAGAGAACAAAAUAAGGAAUUUACGAUUUCACGAUUUGGCAGCCACGUGUAAACACAAGCAAUAAUUGUAACUACUGCUCGUUGGGGGAGGGGAUGGCGGCGUCUUGUUAGAAAAAGUUAAGCGCGUAUUUAUGUAUGUGUUAUAGCGUUAAUCAUAAUAACCGUUAAUCGAUUUGCAAUAUUUAUAUAUAAUACCAACAAACAUGUGUGUACAUGUCACGCCCACUAACGUAUAUCGCAAUAUAUAUGCAUACA
This is a messenger RNA of Drosophila novamexicana, 3541 nucleotides long. RefSeq lists its product as uncharacterized. The transcript is spliced from 5 exons. The coding region runs from base 12 to 2582 and encodes 856 amino acids. NCBI's taxonomy places the organism in Eukaryota, Metazoa, Arthropoda, Insecta, Diptera, Drosophilidae. The record is from RefSeq and is a predicted model, not a curated record.